AUGUUAUCUAUUCGAGACGAGGUCAAAACAAUCUCCAACAGAGUCGACAUGUUGGAAAACGCCAUGGUUACGCACGAACCAAGCAUAUCGAACCAGGUCAUUGAAAUUACUUCUUACAACCGUGUUGAUGGAACUGGUGAAAGUGGCAAGCAAAUCGUACGUGAUGAAGCAAAACAUGCGUUGAAAUCAAUGGUUAAAACUAUGCGCAAGGCAUACUCGAAUGACAAAAAGGACUUACACCAACUGAAGCAACAUGUUAAAGGCCAACUGAGAGAGCUUGAACAAAAGAUAACUAGCCAUAUGCAUAACCUGACUUCAGACGUGCAACAAAAUAUAAAUUCCAAAUAUCGUAAGAAAAAAGACAUCCGUCUGGCCAACGCGUCUGCCAAUGGCUCUACGGGCGUCCAAGGGAGGCUUGAGAUCCGUCAUGAUAAUAAAUGGGGCACGAUAUGUGACGACAACUUUCAGGUUGGUCAUGUAGAAGAACAUCACGUAGCAAACAACGUAAACGUGGUGUGUAGGAUGUUCGGGUUCCGCAAAUGUGACUAUGUGAUGCAGGCGGGUCUGGGUAUGGGCAGUGGUGACAUCUGGAUGGACCAUGUUGAAUGUCGAGGAGAAGAACGUAGCUUCUUAGAAUGUUCUCACCAUGGGUGGGUGAUUCAUAGUUGUACUCAUUAUGAGGACGUAGGGUUCAGUAUGUGGAAUUAA
This is a messenger RNA of Mya arenaria, 708 nucleotides long. RefSeq names its product egg peptide speract receptor-like. Gene Ontology annotation, cellular component: membrane. Lineage: Eukaryota; Metazoa; Mollusca; Bivalvia; Myida; Myidae. The transcript has 2 exons. The coding region runs from base 1 to 708 and encodes 235 amino acids. The record is from RefSeq and is a predicted model, not a curated record.